Molecule: messenger RNA, 652 nt
Organism: Hevea brasiliensis (rubber tree)
Lineage: Eukaryota; Viridiplantae; Streptophyta; Magnoliopsida; Malpighiales; Euphorbiaceae
Product: 60S ribosomal protein L31
Exons: 2
Coding region: 138-500 (120 amino acids)
Biological process (GO): cytoplasmic translation
Cellular component (GO): cytosolic large ribosomal subunit; ribosome
Molecular function (GO): structural constituent of ribosome
Source: RefSeq, a predicted model, not a curated record
UCUCUCUCUCUCUCUCUCUCUCUCUCUCUCUCUCUCUCUGUGAGGUAAUUUAGGGCAAAAGCUGUAGAUUAUGGAUGUUGGAGACUUUAAAGUGAUAAUGCGCUACCGAAUGCAGGUAGGUCAUCUGAGUGAGUGAAAUGGUGGACAAGACUAAGGGGAGAAAGGAGGAGGUAGUUACCAGAGAGUACAAUAUCAACCUGCACAAGAGAUUGCAUGGCUGCACCUUCAAGAAGAAGGCUCCCAAGGCCAUUAAAGAAAUCAGGAAGUUUGCUCAGAAGGCCAUGGGAACAAAGGAUGUGAGAGUGGAUGUCAAGCUGAACAAGAGCAUCUGGAGCAGGGGGAUCCGGAGUGUCCCAAGGAGGGUCAGGGUUCGCAUUGCACGCAGAAGGAAUGAUGACGAAGAUGCAAAGGAACAGCUUUACUCCCUUGUCACUGUUGCAGAAAUCCCAGCUGAAGGACUAAGAGGUCUGGGCACCAAGAUUAUUGAAGACGAGGAUUGAUCCUUCUAUUUGUGUGAAAAAACAAAUCCAAUCACAAGUUAAACUGUAUUUUAUUUUUGCAAAUGUCGAGUACUUCCAGACCAAUUAGUUUUUCAUUUUUCCAUGCAGAUAAUUUCAUUGCUGUUGUUAAGAUUUUCAAAUGCCAUUUACCA